Miniopterus natalensis is the source of this 1949-nucleotide messenger RNA. Lineage: Eukaryota; Metazoa; Chordata; Mammalia; Chiroptera; Miniopteridae. The record is from RefSeq and is a predicted model, not a curated record.
GGUCAGAGGGGGUGGGGAGUAGAGCACCUGGGGCCAGGGCACAGCCCUGCACCCUACAAGGGAAGCCUCUGACGCGUCUGCUUCUGCAGGUGACUAUGGCCGACCGAGCAGCAGCUGAGAGGGCUUGCAAAGACCCUAACCCCAACAUCGAUGGCCGCAAGGCCAACGUGAACCUGGCCUAUCUGGGCGCGAAGCCGAGGAGCCUCCAUUCCGGCUUUGCCAUCGGUGUACAGCAGCUGCACCCCACCUUGAUCCAGCGGACAUAUGGGCUGACCCCCCACUACAUCUACCCACAAGCCAUCGUCCAGCCCAGCGUGGUGAUCCCGGCUGCUCCCGUCCCGUCGCUGUCCUCGCCCUUCAUUGAGUACACGCCGGCCAGCCCCGCCUACACUCAGUAUCCACCAGCCACCUACGACCAGUACCCAUACGCUGCCUCGCCCGCCUCGGUCACCAGUUUCGUGGGCUACGGCUACCCGGCCUCCAUGCCCCCGGGCCUCUCCACUGCGGCCCCUGCGGGCACCACCUUCGUGCAGUACCAGCCUCCGCAGCUGCAGCCCGACAGGAUGCAAUGAGGCCGCUGCCCCGAUCGCCACCUAUCACCCACACACCCACCAGGCAAGCGGCUGACCAAUCUCGGGGUGCACAAGGGCACCUGUGCCUCUGGGGACCCUGCAGAACCCCCCACCUCACCCCAGAUGGCCUGGAAACCGCUUCCCUUUAAAUUCAGGACCUGCCAUGUCUGGAGGGAGGACUUUGAGAGAGAAGGAUGAGCGGAAGCUCUAGAAGAUGCAACCCGACCUCCCAGCACACAGCCUGCCUUCUCCCUUCACCUCCUCCUCCACCCCCGAGCUCCAGGCCGAGGGCCCCAGCAUCUUCUCCGCAUCCGGCGAGGCCGCCCCUGCCCGCCGCAGAACCCGGCCUCCCGUCGGGCCUGCAGAAACUGUCCUGCCCAGAGAUGCCUUACUCCAGGGAAACCUAAAGGAGCGACACGAAUUGACUGCAUUCUCGCUCCGUCUGCACAAGCUGUGAACGCGGGAGACCGUGUGCAGGAGCCCCGCCUCGUGGAAUUCUCGUUUCUAGUGACGGCACGGGGGUGUCUUCUGCAAGACCCCAAGGCUCCAGUGCAGCAGGGCCACCAGCCACGGCCGCGUCCCUAGCCCUCCAAGCACUGCGGCCUUUUUUCUUACCGUCAUUGUUUUGCUACUAAGAUGAUUCAGAAUUUCAGUUUAUUUUUUCAGUGGAGGCUCUUGCCCCCAGGAAACCAGACCUGUUUUUGACUUUGAGACUCUCACUUUUGUCUGUGGCUCUGCCGAAGGAGACAGGACAGUAUUUCUGUUUGAAAAGUAUCGCUGGAGCACCAGUAGCCCCUCAGAGAGUGGGUGUCUCUACACUGUGGGGGUGUCUCAGCGACACUAAGUUGUCUCAGAAGCCUGUUCCUACCUGCCCUGCCACCGCUGUAGGGGUGGGAGGGGCCCUAGGUGAUGCUGGCUGAAGGGCUGGACCAGUGUCCUCACCCUCUCUCCUCGGUGUCCCCUGCUGCACACCAGCCUAACAUGUCCUGCCUGCCUUGGGGCUGGGUGGAGAAGGGAGGCGAGAAUCCCAACACAGUGACAGGGCUCCUGGAGGUGGCAGGAGAUGAGGCGCAGCCUGGCUGAGGGGAUGUGGGAGAGGGCGGAAGGUUGGGGGGCGCUGGGGGUAUUCCUUCAGACCUACCUCAGGGAAGCGGGAGGCCUCGGGGCUGACUGAUGCCGGCAAGCACUUUGCCGCACGCCUGAUACACAGUCAAGGCCCAGGAAAUACAGGUAGCUAAUGUUAUAAUAAUAUUUUUAUUAGAAUGUUCUGAUUAUAAAAAUAAAACUUGUUUUCUUUAAAGAAAAAGUUGGUCUGUAAUUCUCUUAAUGUGGGCACCUUUGGUGCCCCCCACACAGUGGUCAUGGGCAAGUCAGGGC